Molecule: messenger RNA, 1781 nt
Organism: Budorcas taxicolor (takin)
Lineage: Eukaryota; Metazoa; Chordata; Mammalia; Artiodactyla; Bovidae
Gene: SELPLG
Product: selectin P ligand
Exons: 2
Coding region: 134-1396 (420 amino acids)
Biological process (GO): hemopoiesis; leukocyte tethering or rolling
Cellular component (GO): plasma membrane
Source: RefSeq, a predicted model, not a curated record
GCGAUCCAAGGCCACGGCAGGGGUGCCACAGCUGUGCUCGGCAGCACAGGCUGGGUCCUUGUCGCUAAAGCAGAGGAACCACUUCUCCUGGGCCCACGAGGUGGCUGUCCCAUGGUCUGCUGAGCACGGUGCCAUGCUUCUGCAACUCCUGCCGCUUCUGGCCCUGCUGGGCCCUCGCAGCAGCCUCCAGCUGGCGGAGACCAGCAAGAAUGAAGCCAUGAAGGCCCCAGGCCCCCUAUACCCAGGUGAUGAUGGGGGACACCCAGAAGACGAUGAAUCAGACUAUGACUAUGUAGUACAAACGGACCCUCCGGAGAUGCUUGACAAUAGCACCAAGGUCCCCAACUUUCUGCCUAUGGUGGCGACGCUGGGGCAGAGAGAGUCUGCAGGGCCUACGACACCUAAGUCAUUCAUUCUAGAGAUGUCCACAAGGGACUCUGCUGUCCUGAAUGCCACAGGGGCAACCACUGAGAAACUGAGCCCAGAACUGGUCACACUGGUCUCUCUGACCAGAGAACUGGUCACUGAAAUCCCUCCCAAAAUGAAGGAUCCGUCCACAGAGCUGGCUGCAGCCACAGAAGCCCUGUCCACAGAACCCGCGCCCACAGAGGCCCCGUCCACGGAACCCAGGCUUACAGAGGCCCCGUCCACGGAACCCAGGCUUACAGAGGCCCCGUCCACGGAACCCAGGCUUACAGAGGCCCCGUCCAUGGAACCCAGGCUUACAGAGGCCCUGUCCACAGAACCGGUGCCCACAGAGGCCCUGUCCACAGAACCCGUGCCCACAGAGGCCCUGUCCACAGAACCCACGCCCACAGAGGCCCUGUCCACAGAACCCAAAAUCAUAGAGACUCUGCCCACGGAACCAGCCACCACAGAAGCCCCUUUCAGGGAGCCCACUACCAUACCAGCCCUGCCCACAGAUCCAACCACUGUGGAGGCCCUGCCCAUGAGACCUGCUACCACCAGGGGCCUAACCACAGCCCUUCCCGUGGCCUCUGAUACUCCCAAGGGCACCACUGUGGCAGCUGGCGACUGGUCUGAUGACUUCACUGGGAGCUCUGUGGCCCCGAUCCCCCCAGAGGGCCUGCUGGACCCGGGCCCCGUGAAGCAGUGUCUGCUGGCCAUCCUCAUCCUGGCCCUGGUGGCCACCGUCUUCCUCGUGUGCACCGUGGUGCUGGCCAUCCGCCUCUCCCGCAAGAACCACCUGUACCCCGUGCGCGAUUACUCCCCCAGCGAGAUGGUCUGCAUCUCGUCUCUGCUGCCCGAGGGGGGCGAGGGGCCCGCUCCCACGCCCAACGGGGACCUGCCCAAGGCCAAGGACCAGGGCCGGAAGGCAGGGCCGGGGGAGGACCGUGAAGGGGAUGACCUCACCCUGCGCAGCUUCCUCCCUUAGCUGCCGAGCUGCUGAGCCAGGGCCCAUGCCGAGGCUCUAAGCUGCGGGUCAGACUGCCUUGGAUCCCCCGGGAGACAGGAAUCUUCAGGGCGGGGACCCGGGCUGCCACACACAGGACUGAGAGCAGCCAGGCUCCAGGCACCGAAGCAGGCCUGGCAAACAGAACCCCCAGUAGAGGCUGCAGACGACCCCCCAGCUCCCUGCCCAGCCCCCGUGUGUCCUGGGCUCCCUCUAAUGCCUCCAUUCCCCGGCCGCUGGAGUCUCACGCUCACGCACCCAGGGGGGCUCAGAGUUUGUCCCUGCCGCCAUGCCCGCGACCCUUUCUUUCCUUCCACGGCCACAGCACAGGAAGGUGGCACUCGGCACUGGAUUCCUUAGUUCACUU